Molecule: messenger RNA, 1579 nt
Organism: Chrysoperla carnea
Lineage: Eukaryota; Metazoa; Arthropoda; Insecta; Neuroptera; Chrysopidae
Product: tensin-4-like
Exons: 5
Source: RefSeq, a predicted model, not a curated record
UUGGAAAAUGGGUCGACUGGGUAAAGCAUCAACAAGCACCGCUCGACCGAUGUUUCGUGUACAAUAUCGUAAAUUAGUUGAUGAUUAUUCGUGCAAACAAACUGUGAAAUUCAUGUCCAAUCCACAGCAAUUACCACCGCCAUUUAAUCCUGACUAUUUGGCAUAUCCAUGUUGUCACUGUGGUCAUACACUUAAAUUAAAGGCUGAAGAAUUAAACUCGAUUGUUGGCAAUGCGUUUCGAAUGGCGUAUGCGGCGGAAAUACAACGGCAACCGAGCUUUCAAGAGGUAAUUGUCAAUCAGCUACAAGAACUUCCUGGAUCAGGUGAUAAAAAUAGUAAAUGCGGCACUUCUAGUGGAAAUCGUUUUGCUUGGACAAAACAUUUACUGGCACCAUCAGCACCGACAGCAACUGCAACGAAAAUGAAUGUUCAACUGAGUUCGGCCCAUCGUUUGGGUUCCGUCGCCACUAAGAGACCACCGACUUCAAUUCCUGGUCUACGACCAAAUCAUUCCUGCAAUGUUCUAUGUGCAUCUGCAACUGCUAACACAACUACUUCAAUAAAAACAAGCAAUGAUGAUCACAAAAAUAUAUUAAUCAGUGAAUCUCAACAAAGUACACCGAGCAGCGAAGAAAGUAAUUCACCCACAGAUAUGAAUUCAUAUAAACGCUUACAGGACAAGCCUCCAUUAAUUAAACGAAUACAAAUGGGAUUAACAAACGGUGGUGGAAGUUUUAUGUUAAAUAAUAUGGAUGAGGACAAUGAUAGUUGCCCAUUAGUUGUACACACUGGUAGCACACCGAAUAGUCCUACAGCUAUGGAACAACAUAAUUUUACUGGUUAUGUAAACGAAGUUACAAAUACAGAAGAUAAUCUUAGUGCUAUUAAUAAAAUCAACGAUGUUGAAGGCGAUGACAUAAAAACAACCGUAAAUACAAAACAUAUAGAAUUAGAAUGUAAUAGACUCUUAAAAAGGGCACCAUCACCACAUCACGCUCAAACAGAUGCCUCAAACAUUGAGUUAGACUUUAAAUCAAAACGAAUAUCACAAAUUAGUUCUAGUAGUUCAGCGCUUACUGAAAGUAGUCUGCUUGGUGGCUCCACACCAGCACCAACACCACCACCAUUGCCUGAACGAACGGAUAGUUUAAAUAAUAAAGAAGAAGGCGAAUUACGAACAGCUCCAUGGUUUCAAGCAGGUAUACCACGAGAAAUUACACUUGAAGUAUUAGAUCGAGAACCAGUUGGUGCGUUUAUGGUACGGGAAAGUACUAGCAAACCAGGAUGUUAUGCAUUAUCUCUACGUGUACCUAGAGACUUUCAACCAAGUGGUAUCGCACAUUAUUUAAUUAUACGGACUAACAAAGGAUAUAAAAUUAAGGGUUUUACGAAAGAAUUCACAACAUUAACAGCGCUAAUUACACAUCAUUCCGUAAUGCCUGAAUUGUUACCGUGUCCAUUAUCACUAAGUAGAUUUAAUCCAAAUUUUGCAAAAUCGGACUCCAAUCGAGAUUUUGCUGAUAUUGACUCGGAUCCAGAUUAUAACACAUUAGCUGAUUUUCGAAAAAUGAUGUCUGAU